UCGGCAUUAAAAUCUUCAUCUUCAAUCAAAGGCAACCCGCAAAUAAAAAAUUUGUUUAAAUUUUUAAUUAAAAUUUAUUUAUAUAAAAUAAUUUCUAAAUUCAUCAUCCAUAUUUGAUUGUUGUUUUUGUUUUUAGGGAGGUGUUUAAAAAAUAAAAUUAUUUUUUUUAAUGGACGGAUCCGGUGACGAAGUUGCCGCGGUGGUAGCGCCGAUAGCGAAGUGGAAGAGCGAUUUCUCACGGACGUUUCAGUACUUUUUGGAUCGCUCAACGCCACACCUGAUGGAAAGAUGGCUUGGAAGUCUCGCCAUUGCGGCCGUUUACGUCCUUCGCGUUUACUUAUUGCAAGGCUUUUAUAUCGUGUCUUAUGGCAUUGGGAUUUAUAUCUUGAAUCUAUUGAUUGGUUUUUUAUCGCCUAAGGUUGAUCCUGAACUUGAGCAUUUGGAUGGUGCUUCGUUGCCGACUAAAGGUUCUGAUGAAUUCAGACCUUUCAUUCGCCGACUUCCAGAGUUUAAGUUUUGGUACUCAAUAACAAAAGCUUUUUGCAUAGGCUUCUUGAUGACUUUCUUUUCAAUAUUUGAUGUUCCUGUCUUUUGGCCCAUAUUACUCUUCUAUUGGAUUGCUCUCUUUGUUCUCACGAUGAAGCGUCAAAUAAUGCAUAUGAUCAAGUAUAAAUAUGUUCCAUUCAGCAUUGGGAAACAGAGGUAUACAGGGAAGAAGACCUCUCCCACUGGCGCAGGUUUAGUGACGGAUUGAAGGGGUUGUUUACAUCCUUUUCUGGAAAAAAAUCCAGAAAGUUGCAACCUUUUCUAAGUUCCAAUUUUCAUUGUUUUAGAAUUUUAGAAGGAAGAGUUGUUAAUCACAUGUAUGUAUGUCGGGAAUUCCGAGUUUUUGAUUUCGAAUGAUCGACAUCAAAAUUGGUUAUUCUUCUUUCUCUAUAACUUCUUCCUAUGUAUUAGACUAUUAGUCAAUAUAUAUUCUUUUCAUUGCAUCAUUAAAGUUUGUUGAUGAUACAAGGCUGUGAUGAUGGUGGUUGUAGAAGAUUCAUUCAAUGGGUGGGUAGAGAGUCGUAGGACGUAUUAUGAGUGCUCAAAGAAGAAGAAAGGUCGUUGAGGAAUGAGAAUAGUGAUAAGAGAGAGAAACAGAUCAGGAAGCCUUGCCGCUAGGGGGAUCUUAUAAGGGGUCUCGCUGCUCUUUCUUGCGGUGCCACAUGUCGGUCUCUUAUUGGUUCCAUAUUCACGGAGCUCAGUCAAAUUAUUGACAAAUUUCCUCCCAAGUAUAAGUUGUCUUGUUAGGACAGCGGGUAAAUAACGAUGUACGUAUAUGUCACCUUUGCCAGAUGUGUGUUCCCCGUGCUGUGGGUUUGCGAGGUAGAGAGUUCAUUGGCCCUCGUCAGCAGGAUUUUGUUCUUGCAGGAGAUCUUAGCUCGUGGAACACUCCGCGUGGCUGGCGGGUUGUGAGGUGAUCUUGUGAGGUGUAGGCAUAACAAGGUUAUCUUUAGAAGGAAGAGUCGUUAACCGUAUGUAUGUAUUUAUGUUGGGAAUUCCGGGUUUUUAUUUCGAAUGAUCAACUAUGUUCCACAUCAAAAUUGGUUAAUCUUCUUUCUCUAAAGCUUCUUCCCAUGUAUCAGACUAUUAGUCAAUAUAUAUUUUCUUUUCAUUGCUUUAGGUUUUAGGCCCUUUUCCCCCAUGUUUUUAGCUAAUAAGAAUACUCAUUGCUCAAAAACUUAUUUUGCUUGCAUUGUUGUUUGUUGACCUGAUGUUGGUUUUUGUGGAUGGUAUGAAGAAAAGGGUAGUUGUCAAGCAGUCAUCAAGGAGAGCUUCUUGGGAAUCUUUUCAAGAUUUGAUAACACUAUUUGAGGCUUUUAAAAAUUAUUUUAACUUGUGAAUUAUAUGGUAUUUUAAUGGUGGUUGUAUAAACUGAGUGCAGGGGAAAUUCUUCAAGAAAAUUGACUUUGAGGGAUGAUGAUAUAUACAAUGCCAGAUGGAUGCCUAAUCAUUACACACACGUCUUAGAGAACACCUCUCCAACAACUGAGCCACAGUAAUCCCCAUGAGUUUCUUUUUUCUUUUUCUUUUUUUGUUUGUAUUUGACUUUGAUUACUUAAGGAAAAGAAUAUUACAAUUUGAGUAUUAAGUUUUAUAAUAGCAUUGUUCAUUAAACAUGGCCAGCUAAUUGUUGAAGGUUUUUUUGUGUCUGUCACUUCCCCUAGCUAGCCCUCUCUAAAAAAACCUUACAUUAAAUCUCUCCAACAAUAUUCCGUAGGAAAAGAAAAAUGGGUGAUAGAACCUUUGUUGUGAUAUUCUUCUUUUGGGCAUUUCUUACAAUAAUCACCCCAACCCUUGUUCUCUGGUCAGAAUCUUCCAAACCCUUGUUGGAAAUGAAUGGUCAGAAAAAUGUGGGAAUAAAAGAUAGGAGAAUGAUUGGAUAUGGAGUGGAACAAGUAAGCAAUGCAAGCAUAUCUUCACCUCAAAUGGAGGCAGCAACAACAUCCACAACAACCGAACACCAUAACUGGAGCUGGUUUCAAGAACUUGAAAGCUUAGCCAGCAAAGUCUUUCAAAAAGCAAUGGGGUUGCUGAUCAGUGUCAGCUAAAUUCAAUGAUAACCCUUCAAAGAAACUCUUCAUAUUUAGGGGGAUGCCGAGCUUGAUUUUUGUCCUAGUGUGAAUUGUCUAAGUUUGGAAGAAUAAGAGACCAUCUAGGCCAUGGGCUUUGAACAACCAGGAAUCUUCUUGUUGGAGCCCGAGGUGAUAAAUGGUUGAACUAAAAUAGCUGCAAGUGCAAGGUUUGUCUUCUGUUCCAUAGCAUAUAAUUAAGGCUAGUUUAUUAGUGUCUUUUCUUUUUACAAUGAUAAUUCAAACCUAGAUUUCAUGGAGUAUAUGAAGAUGUCAUAACUUGAGGUUGAAGCUAGUUUAUUAGUUAUUGCGUCAAUAAAGUGAUUAUUUAUGUAUUUGAUGCACACCAAUCAAUUGGUCGGGUAAGAUGAAUUUGGAUCGGUGAAUUUAGAAUUUAAAAUUUUAGAAUAAUUUACUUUAGGUCAAUUUUAGAUUUAGUUCAUUUUGGUUUUGAGCUCGGGACAUUUUAGGUUUGGGUUUAAAUCAUUGUAGAUUUUGAUAACUCUAGGUUUAAGGAAUGUGAUUUUCAACUGGGUCGUUGCGAGUUUGGAUCAUUUCAAGUUUAAUGUUUAAUUUUUUCAG
Messenger RNA from Gossypium raimondii (Peruvian cotton), 3197 nucleotides. RefSeq names its product protein RER1B. NCBI's taxonomy places the organism in Eukaryota, Viridiplantae, Streptophyta, Magnoliopsida, Malvales, Malvaceae. The transcript has 6 exons. Gene Ontology annotation, cellular component: Golgi membrane. Gene Ontology annotation, biological process: retrograde vesicle-mediated transport, Golgi to endoplasmic reticulum; protein retention in ER lumen. The record is from RefSeq and is a predicted model, not a curated record. The coding region runs from base 170 to 754 and encodes 194 amino acids.